GCGGCCGCCAUGUUAGGACAACUGUUUACAAAACACAAAACCCGAUGGACCGAGACAAACUGAAGAGCGAUAUUCUUUACCGCGACAAACUGAACAAAGAUGCUAAACAGCGUUAUUGCGAAAAAAUCGGAGCUAUUGGUCGAUCUCGAGGCGGUACCACAGCUAACAUUUCCUGACAUUAGUUACGUUUGUGGAGUGAGUGCCUACACAUGUGAGCAGUUCUGAAAUUCUAAAUCUCUGGAAGCACAUCACCUGUUCACARACGGAUGGGUGCAGGACCUGCAGAUCUUUAGAGUCAACGACCACAAAACUGUUGUUCUCACGAAGGUUUUGCACUCACACCAUAUAAAUAAGCCACCACUCCGGCCAUGGGUGAUACUCAGUUCCACGGGGCAAGUGGACUGUGCACACUGCACACGCGUGGCUGGGAUUGCUGAGUUGUGCACACAUGUUGGGGCUCUCGUGUUCAAAAUAGAGGCUGCUGUGCAGAUACGGGGGACCAAAACAGUCACCAAUGCCCCUGCAUAUUGGAUGAUGCCUGCAAUAGUGAACAAGGUUCAGUCAGAGGUGGCUCACAAGAUUGACUUCACCACUGAUGCAGCAAAGAAGAAAGCCUUGGACCAGUGCAUAAGAGGAGAAAAGAAAAUCCUGGGCAUACGUACACGAGUUGAUGACAAAACCAUGUGUGUGCAUAAACCCACACUUUCAGACUUGUCUCCCCUACUGCAGGUUUUGCACAAACACAGCAAGGCCGUAUGUCUGUCUGGAAUGGAGGGCUACUGCCACCAUUAUACAGACCCUAUGAAGCCCCCACAAACUGAUGUGGCAUGGUGCGUUGUAAACAAUGUCUCUGGCCAGUGCACCAAAGGACUGAGGUGUGUAAACAUUACACCGAGAGUACUUUGAAAUGUGGUGGACAAAGUCUUUCUGUCAAGGCUGAAGAGGUGUGGAGCAUCCUAAAAGCAUCUCUUGUAUCGAUGGAGACACCAGAGCCAGGGCCAGCUGAUGGAGAGGAGCGUCCAGUAGAGCUGCGACCUCGGACCCGCUCCAACCCCGAAGGUGCCGAGGACCGUCGAGGCAGCACAGGCAGCCUCGGAGGCAACAAUAACCCAAACAUUUCUCAGCCUGCCGUGGGCAGUCGUGUGGAGGGGGAGGGCGAGGCUUCAACCAGCGACAGCCCUCCGAGCUCCAUCACCACCACGGUGUCGGUGACAGCGGCUCAGACUGUAGCUCCUGCUGUGGUUCCUGCUGCUGCUGCUGGUGCAGGAGCCGCAGCCAACACCACCGUACAGCUAUCCUCCGCCGCUGCGUCGGCUAAAGAAAGACCAAAGCCCGCACAGCCCACGCUCACAUCUGUUCCCACACCAGCAGAGUACCAGAUCAGAGUUCCCCGUGUCAACUGCCCAGAAAAAGUGAUUAUCUGCUUGGAUCUGUCUGAAGAAAUGUCCUUACCGAAGUUGGAGUCUUUUAACGGAUCUAAAACAAAUGCUCUUAACAUAUCCCAGAAGAUGAUUGAAAUGUUUGUGAGAACAAAGCACAAGAUUGACAAACGGCACGAGUUUGCUUUGGUGAUCAUCAACGAUGAUGCCUUGUGGCUGUCAGGUUUCACAUCUGAUCCCAGGGAGCUGUGUAGCUGUCUGUAUGACCUGGAAACUAAUGUGUGCGAGUCGUUCAACCUGGAAGAUCUCCUUAAUGUUAUUCGUCAGAAGAUCGAGCUGCCGUUGAUGGAGAACGUUCAGACCAUCCCUCCUCCGUUUGUGGUGCGCACUGUGCUCAUCUACAGCCGCCAUGCUGGACCUCUGCAGUUCAGCCCCUCUGAGGCUGUUAGUAAAAUGCUGCAAUCUCCUUAUUUUUUCUUCGAUGUGAUUUAUUUACACAACGGGUUGGAGGAGCAAGGAGAUGAAACCAGCUGGAGGGACAACUACUCUUCUUUCUGUAACUUGGACUCGAAGGGAAUGUGUUACCGCUUCGAGGUCUCCCUGAGCGGACCCGCCAUCGAGCUGCACAACUGCAUGGCCAAACUGUUAGCUCAUCCUUUACAGAGGCCUUUCCAGAGUCACGCCUCGUACAGCCUGCUGGAGGGGGACGACCCCGAGGACACAGUGGCAAUGGUUUAAAUGGUUUAAAAGGACACACGGACAAAGCCUUGUAUUCUCUGCGACGUCCACACGCGCUGCGGUUUUACUGACAAAAUACACAUUUUUACUUUUCUGUUACUGAUUUGAGAACUCUUUUGCUAAAAACAAUCCUGGUUAUCUUCAGCGAUUUGAUUGGGAAUGUAAAAAAAAAAAAAAUCCAGUUUUCUGCAAAAUAACGAUCUCUGCUGAUACUGAUGGAAAAUUAUAAACCAAUCUGAUGUUUGUUAGUUUCAACAUAGGAAAUCAAACAAAUUAUAUCUUAAUUGCUUCAUUUUUCCUACAGACUUUUUGACAACUUUAUUGUAAUGUACUGUAUCUCCAAGAUAACUAUGAUUUUUAUCUUUUAUUUUCCAGUUCAUCCUCCUGUUUUUGCCUGUUUUAAUUCGUUUUCUGUUAAUUUAGAGGUUGUUGUUUUUUAGUUCCAGGGUUUUGUUGAUUGUUGUUUCAUUGCACCUGGAACACAUUGUACAGACAAAAUGUUUAAAAAUGUGUUUUGGGUAUUAAAAGAACACGUUUAUUCAUAUUUUUCAUGUUCCUAUUAUUUGUGGAUGUGUUGAAUUAUGUUGCACUUUGAAGGUUUGUCAGAAGAUGGCAGCAAAUCCUCAAUAAAUACAACUGAACCCAAAAGACAAA
Messenger RNA from Austrofundulus limnaeus, 2771 nucleotides. RefSeq names its product BRISC and BRCA1 A complex member 1 (gene babam1). The coding region runs from base 828 to 2117 and encodes 429 amino acids. The record is from RefSeq and is a predicted model, not a curated record. The transcript has 10 exons. Gene Ontology annotation, cellular component: BRISC complex; BRCA1-A complex; nuclear body. Lineage: Eukaryota; Metazoa; Chordata; Actinopteri; Cyprinodontiformes; Rivulidae. Gene Ontology annotation, biological process: positive regulation of DNA repair; double-strand break repair; mitotic G2 DNA damage checkpoint signaling.